AUGCGGGUGAGAGGCGGCGGAUUGGGUCAGGUCUACAGAACUGUGGAGUUCCACUUUCACUGGGGCAGCACUGAUGACCUGGGCAGUGAGCACGCGGUCAACGGGAGGAAGUAUCCUUUAGAGAUGCAUAUAGUUAACUACGCCGAGAAGUAUGGAAAUGUGAAAGCAGCGAUGACACAACCAGACGGACUGGCAGUGCUUGGUGUCUUUUUUGAGAUUUCAGACAAGGACAACCCUCAGUUCACGAAUGUAGAUGAGGCCCUACGUCAUGUCCAUAAAGCAGGUCAACACGCGACCAUCAACCAGCUGCGACUGAGGUCACUUCUGCCCGAUGACCUGUCCAGGUUCUGGCGCUACAACGGUUCCUUGACCACGCCUUUCUGCUUUGAGUCCGUUACCUGGACCCUGUUUUCGGAGCCGCAGAAGAUUUCCAAAUCCCAGCUGGAAACUUUACGGUCUCUGCUGCACGAAGAAGGUCAUGACCUCGCUGAUCACGGAGGACACCAUACGGCACCAUCUAAACUUCUAGACAACUGGCGACCGCUACAACCACUCAACGGUCGAGUGGUCAAGCAGAGUUUCCAUGGAGACUUCAUGAGCAGCAAGCCUUACCUGGACACAAAGAUGACCCCGUUUGACACAGCCGUGCCCGUAACAGCAACCUCCGGUAGACACGAAGGUUCAGCUGUGACGAUCAUGUACAACAUAAACCCGAACGUUCAACCAACUGCGGGACAAGAGACUGCUAAACUGAGCGGAAUGUCACAAGGUGGAGAUAGAAUGCAAUCGCAGAUAAUAGAACUGAAUAAUUUCAAUUCACAGCAAAGUUUUGGAACAGAACCAAAGGAAGAGAAAUUGCUAAUCUACAACCAAGGUUCCCCUGGAGUCAUUAACUCUGCGCCGACGAUGUUAAGCUCGGAGAAGUCUCAGCGAGGCGACGUGAAUGGUGCGAUGGGACUAGCUGACGGUCAAAUGCUGCAGACGAGCCAUGGUAUGGAGGCUAACAGCGGCCCUGAAGCGAGUAUGAACCUCCAAGGAAAGAGUGGUCAACAGACAUCUUCCUCAACAACCCCUGACCUACACAAGAAUGUGGGUUUAACACAGCAUAAUAGUCCCAUGUCGUCUUCGUCAGGUACUGCCAUUUCUGGGCUUAGACUAAGGUCAUCUUUAGGAGAUAAAGAUGUUUCCAGAAAUUUUCAAGUAUAUCAGAGUUUAACUUCUGGAAAAGUCAGUAGUGUUAUAAACACUAGUACUCCAACGCCAACUGCUCGUUUAUCAACGUUCCCUGUACGUGUUCAAGGUUCAGAAACUCAUACCCCGAUACAAAAUCUUCCACUGUCUCAGUCUUUGAGAUCUCAAAGCUUAGCGUCAUCUGGUGGUACAACAAACCCGCAGGCAAAUCAUGUGUCCCACUCAAGUCUCCGGAACGGCCAGAUAGACAGCCGCAUAGCUCAUGGGAUGGCCCAACAGGCAAACAUCCAUCACCAAAUGCCUCCAGUCGUCAGACACGUUCAGCCGAUAUCGCCUACAGCUCUUAACCAAGAUAGUAACUUGCAUUCACAACGACAACGACACAAUUCCCUACAGCAACAGGCCCCACACUUGCACAGGCCGCCAACGUCUCAACAGCUGCGAGCGAUAUUUGAGAGACUAGCUGCGACCAAUCGUGCCAACUCGAGAUUGAGAAUGCUUUCAUCCGGGGCAGCUGCCAUUCCGCGGUUAAAAACACAGCAAAUGAACUCAGCCAGCGGUACCUCUAUCAUAAACUCACCUCCUUCUUCUGAACAUCAAGCACCUGUGUCCAAGGACAACCAGCUCAGGAGAGACCCUAAUCUGCAGCCUCGUACUUCAUCCACAUCCAUGCAGUCAACAUUGAUAAGCCCUAACACAAACACGGAUUACAAUGGCGCUAUUAUCUCCUCGCAUUCUUCACCUCAGACACACUGGCAACAACUUUACCAGCAGCAAGCAAAUACUCACCAGAAUGGAUACCGCCAGGGUAUCCCCCAACAGUUAAACAGGCAACAGCAGCUAUACCCCCAACAGAGCCCCUUCCAGCAACAAGGGAGACCACCACGUCAGUACUUCCUACCUUCCAUCUACUCCCCUGCGUCAGGCGUAGACAACACGAAUUUAUACUAUGCAGCAGAUCCCGGUAUAUCAGGUCCUGGAUCGAGCAUCAUGUCGGUACCUCAAGUUUUCCCCGUGAACAAUGCCCAGCAAGGCAACGCAAACAGCCAGCUGCAGUCUGUGGGACUUGUGCGUCCUGGCUACGAGCAAGGAAACAACUGGCAGUCACUCAGCUUUCAGAACCAACAGUACCCGUUCCUCGUCUACUGA
Messenger RNA from Candidula unifasciata, 2340 nucleotides. The record is from the annotation of a GenBank genome assembly. NCBI's taxonomy places the organism in Eukaryota, Metazoa, Mollusca, Gastropoda, Stylommatophora, Geomitridae.